ACACUUAAACCCAUGUCUUCUUCUUCCUUUCUUCUCUCCAUUUGGAUAACAUAACAUAAUGAAACAUCAAAUUUCAGUUUCAUUUUUGUCUUUUCAUACACAGAUUUUGCCUAGCUGGCUUCGUCUUUUCAUGUCCCCUUCUUGCUCUUUCACUUUUUUCUUUUCCCUAUUUAAACCUUAGUUGGAAAUGAUAUCAAACCAAAGUAUAGUUUUCUUUUUUCUGUUCUGGCAUUUGAGAUGGAAAUGGAAGUUGAAAGUGAUGAUUUGUUGUUUGCUGAGCUUACUAGAAGGAUUUCGCUUCUCAUUAUGGACGACGAUGAGCUUCCCAUCGCUCAUACGAACUUUACUAGAACAGUGCAUCAACUUCGACCUAGGGAAUUACCAUUGAUGAUGGAUUACGAGAAUGGGUUCGUAAGGGAGAGCAAAGGCACUGGAGUUUUCAUUCCAGCACGGUUGCCGCCACGAAAGAGGAAACAGAAGAAUGUCACUGCUGGUUAUAGAAUUAAAUCAGAAAACAAGAGGCUCAAUGGUCAACCAUCUCCAACAUAUUAUUGCAAGCCCAAAUAGGGUUAAGCUCAUCAUUUCUCAUUAUUUCAAGUUUUAAUUCUACAUUAACAUUUGAUUAUUUAAUAAAUCUGUGUGUGAUAGUGACAUGUUGGUAAUGUCACUUACAAAAUACAGCUAUGUAUGUAGAAUUUUAGAUGGUCUACUUUCUCUUCCUCAAAGAAUAAAAGAUAAUAAAACAAGGUUUUUGAUUUUGA
Molecule: messenger RNA, 761 nt
Organism: Cucumis sativus (cucumber)
Lineage: Eukaryota; Viridiplantae; Streptophyta; Magnoliopsida; Cucurbitales; Cucurbitaceae
Exons: 2
Coding region: 238-567 (109 amino acids)
Source: RefSeq, a predicted model, not a curated record